Molecule: messenger RNA, 330 nt
Organism: Emiliania huxleyi CCMP1516
Lineage: Eukaryota; Haptophyta; Isochrysidales; Noelaerhabdaceae
Exons: 3
Coding region: 1-330 (109 amino acids)
Source: RefSeq, a predicted model, not a curated record
AUGGAGCCGACGAACCACCUCGGUCAUAGUUACAACAAACAACCCGACGUGGACGCGUACAACAUUGGCAGGGGCGGCAAGCGCUAUUCCGGCGAUGUCAAGGUCUGCCCCCUCACCAGCAGCGGGGAGCACGGUCGGAAGGGCGCUUUUGUCGCUUUCGGCAACACCGAAUCAUUCUACCGGAACAUGGGGGGGGGAGGGUGGGGGGGCGGCGACCGCCGCAUACCGUCCUAUGGCGGCGAGUAUCGCUACGCCAGGGAGGACAAGGACGUCGGCGUGCAACUCCUGCUUGUUCGAAUCCUUCCGGGGGGUUCGGGAAAGUACCUCUAG